AUGUCAGUGAUGGCAACCAAUGACUCCAGCUUCGAAUGUAUAUGUUCAGAUUUGCAAAAAGACGAGUAUUCCCCCUUCUAUGCUUGGUUUAACUAUAUUGUCAUCAUUUGCCUGUUACCAUGGCUGUCGAUAUUUGGUUUGUUGACGAAUAUCUGCAAUGUGUACAUAUUUAGCAGGAAACGGUAAGGUUCAAUGUUAUAUUGUACUGGGAGGAUUUUAGAGAAAAAAUUCAUUUUUAAAUACUUUUCGUAUUUUACAUUAUUUUUACAGAAUGCGCAACUCUGCCAACACGUAUCUCUUCUUCUUGGCUUGCUCAGACUUUUUGGUCAUUCUCACUGGUUUGUUCAUAUUCUGGAUCGACUCGGCUCGAACCUACAUUCAGGAGCUUUCACAAGCACCCUACACUACAGUAUACGCACUACCGUUUGGCUAUAUGGCUCAAACCAGCUCGGUUUACUUUACUGUGGCGGCGGCUGUGGAUUGUUAUGUUUCGGUGGGUUGGGAUUAGGUUUUAGGCUUAAAAUGGGUUUUAUGGUUGAAAAAAUAAAUUUCAGGUUUUUAAAAUAAUUUAUGACUUAAAAGUUGUCGUUACGUUUAAGAUUAGGCUAGAGUUUAGGCUAAAAAAAGGAAAUUAAAACAUAAAAAUAAAUUUUAGGUAUAAAAGCUAAACUUUAGGUUUUAAAAUUGACUUUAGGCUUAUAAAACGAAUUUUAGGCUUAAAUAGUUAACCCCAAACCUAAAAAUGUAUAUUAAGAUUAAACUUUAUGUUUAAUUAGUAAAGUUUAAGCAUAAAAAAUGAAUUUUAGGCUUAAAAAGAAAAUAAGCCUUAAAAAACAUUUUAGGUUAAAAAACAACAUAGUAUACUUAAAAAACCUUUUUUAGCCUUUGAAAUCUUCUAAAAAUUGUAAUUUCAGGUAUGUUGGAAGUCACGAACGCCGAAUUACUGCACAGUGCGAAGAGCUCGGCAGAUUUGUGGAGGCGUCGCGGCCUUAUCAAUCCUCUAUAACUCAAUGCGAUUUCCGCAGUUUAAUCUACGGAAGUGUGUGCCGGAUGGAAGCGAUGUGAGGUUUUAUAAUAAUUCAUAACAAGUUUUGAAAAUUGAUAAUUUUUGUAAAUUCAAGGCAUAAGAUAACAUUUUAAGCUUAAAACUGUAGAUCUGGUUAGGGUAGGGUAGGCCAGCUUCAAAUGUGAAUAAGCUGGUAAAUAACUCUUAAAAGAAAUUUUAAUUUCGAAAAUCAAUUUUAACUUUAAAAUUUCAGGAAUUUGUGAUUGAAAUCUGCCCAACCACGCUAUUCUACACGAUCAACACCAUCUACAACGUCUACAUGUACAUGGUCCUUAUGACCCUAAUGCCAUUCUUUUUCCUACUUGUACUCAACACUUUCAUCGUGGUAAAACAAAGUAUUGAGACUCAGAAGAUCAAGAAGAUCAGCCGUGUGUCAAUCAACAAUGGCAGAGCUUCAUCCCCUAUACUAUUUAAAAAUGGCAAUGAACCAAUGUCACCUAUACCUGUAGAUGAAGUUGAGGCCGAUGAUACGAUUACCAUGAUCAUGGUGGUCGUCCUCUUCCUUUGUUGUAACACUUUGGCAUUGAUUGUGAAUAUCAUCGAGACCUUCUUCGAGCCAGAUCAGACGAUAUUACACACGCUAUCGGAUGCCUCCAAUUUCUUGGUGGUACUUAAUAGUAGUGUCAAUUGUGUCAUUUACUAUGUGUUUAACAAGGAGUACCGAGAGUUGUUCCAGUAUCAUAUUCUGUCAAAGAUUGUGUGCUGUUCAAAGGAAGAAAGGCAACGACCGUCGCUUUACUUUGAAAAUACGAAAAAGAAGUCGGAGGCUAAUGGUUUGUACCCCAAUUACAUGAAGAUGGCCAAUCCUAGUGAGUUUGCAGAUUAAUAGACAACUAAAAUUUGAAUUUUAAGUUUAAAUUCUGUUUAGGUUUAACUUUUUUUUGCUUUUAUUUUGAAGCUUAGUAUAUCGUUUUUAAGCCUAAAAUAAUUUUUUUUAAACUUGAAAUUGCUUACUAAGCCUAAAAUUCAACCAACUAGCUUAAAAAUUGUAAUUUUAAGCUUAACAUUAUACUUUUAAGACUUAGAUUGAUUUUUACGAUUAAAAUUAAAAUUUAAAAUUGUGGUUUUAGCCCUAAAAUUUUUCACUAUUGUCAAAAAAUUGAAAGUGGCCAAGCUGAACCAAAAAAUGGGUUUUCCCGGCCCUUUUGGAGCCUAGUUUAAGCCUAAAAUAUUUUUCAUAAGCAUAAACCUUUAAAACUUAAAAUUACAAUUUACAAUUUCAGGCCCAAUCUGUAACCCAGCAUCGCCAGUCUGGCGUCCCUUGAACUGGCCUUCCGAGUUCUCUUCAAAUACGGCCGAUUGGCCGUCGGAGAGCACUUUACCAAACACUGAGUUCACAAGAAUACCACAAUCACCUUGUCCUUCGUUCGUGCCAUCAGUUAACAAUGACAUUCAGUUAAUGGACGAAGACGAAAGUGACAGUGGCUUGGGGGUAGAAGGCAGUCAUACGGUAGGAUUUUAUGUUUUUGUUAAGCCUAAAAAGCUUUUAAAAACUGUUUUUAUUUUUAAAGUUGAAGUUGAAAUUUUAAACCUUAAGUUCAUUUUAAGCCUAAAAUUAAGUUUAUAAGCCUAAAACACAUUCUUAAGCCUAAAACACAUUCUUAAGCCUAAAACACAUUUUUAAGCCUAAAACACAUUUUUAAGCCUAAAACACAUUUUAAACCUAAAAUUCAUUUUUAAGCCGAAAACACAUUUUUAAACCUAAAACUUAUUGUUUAAACCUAAAAUUCAUUUUUAAACUUAAACUCUAAUUUUUAAGCCUAAAAUUCAUUUUUUAUGUUUAAUUUUUUAAGCCUAACAAUAUUUAAUUUCAGAUAAUCCAAAACGAAGGACCCAAAAGCCUAGAAGUACGACUAGUCGGAGAAAAAGAAAAAGUAUUCAUCAAAUCCGCGGACGGAACGGAACAGAACGUUUCAGUCACGGCCUUAUAA
This is a messenger RNA of Bursaphelenchus okinawaensis, 2997 nucleotides long. The record is from the annotation of a GenBank genome assembly. NCBI's taxonomy places the organism in Eukaryota, Metazoa, Nematoda, Chromadorea, Rhabditida, Aphelenchoididae.